AUGGCUCGCCGCGGGCACAGCGCUGAGGGUGGAUAUGCGGGCGAGGAGUUCGACAAGAUAAAACGGCCUCGCCUGGUCGUUCGGGCCCUCAGGUCUCUUCCCCCCAUCGUCAUCUCCACUCUCACCCACCGCGUCGCCAUCCACCUCUCUACCCGCCGCUUGGACAAAAUGGCGAGUGACGGUCUUGGUCGACAUAUUGUGGCCCCACAAGAGCUUGAAGCUAUGAUGGUCCCCACCAGCCGCGAAGAUCUCUGCACAAUGAUCAAAAGACUACAAGACACAAUCACCAGGCUUGAAUCAGAGGUCGGGAUUUUGAGGAUGCACAAUGAAGUCCUCAAGGAAGACAACACCGACUUGAGGGCCCAGCUAAAGGAUGCCCGCAGCGAGAUUCAUCGUCUCCGCGGCGAGCCCUCCAUGCCCCCCACUCCAUCUAGACCUCUCCAUGCUCUCGCUGUGAACCCCCCGAUCAGCCAGCCUCACGGCCCACCUUUGAGGCAGUACUCGCUGCCUGUGUCGGGCAGCCAGGGCUGGAACGUGCCCUUUCCUUCCAACCCCGACCCGAUUCCCUCCUCGCCGUUCGAGUGGCAGCACGCAUCGAGCUCCGCCGCCGUGCCGUCCACCGGGUACCUCCAGCCAAGCGUCCACCGGUCUCGCGCGCAGUCUCACACCACUCCGGGACCGUCCAGUGUGUUGCCCCACGCGGGGUACGCGGCCUCGCCGAUGUCGGGUCACGCAGUAAUCCCCCCUGUCAUCCUGGACUCGCCGCCUCGUCGUCACCGCGACCAGCAGCCCGCGGCGGCGUUGAACCAGACUCCCCCAAGUCACGGUCAUACACUUACUCCCCCCGCACCCUCACGAAUUAGGAAGCUUAGCAGUGAAAUCGCCGCCGUGUUCAUGGGGCCGAGCAGGGACAAGGACAAGGACAAGGGCAAGGACCACGACAGGCGUCGGGGGGUUUGA
This is a messenger RNA of Epithele typhae, 960 nucleotides long. RefSeq lists its product as uncharacterized. The transcript is spliced from 2 exons. Lineage: Eukaryota; Fungi; Basidiomycota; Agaricomycetes; Polyporales; Epitheliaceae. Bases 1 to 960 code for a protein of 319 amino acids. The record is from RefSeq and is a predicted model, not a curated record.